ACUUGUAUUCGCGCAGGCGCGGUACAGCAGGAAGAGUCCGGGAUGGCUGUUGUUUUAUCAAUUUGAAAAGCAAGUCCAAAGAUCCAAACCAUGAAUAUCGUGGGCCAGCUGGCAGAGACGGUGUUUGUGACAGUGAAGGAGCUGUACCGUGGCAUUAACCCUGCCACUCUCACUGGAGGGAUCGAUGUCAUUGUGGUGCGACAGCCCGAUGGAUCAUUCCAGUGUUCCCCUUUUCAUGUCCGCUUUGGCAAGCUGGGUGUGCUGCGAUCCAAGGAGAAAAUUGUGGAUAUUGAAAUAAAUGGAGAAUCAGUUGACCUGCACAUGAAGCUGGGUGACAAUGGAGAAGCUUUUUUUGUGGAGGAAAAUGAAAACAUGAAGGUCCCAGCACAUCUGUGCACCUCCCCAAUUUCUCAUGAGGUCCCUGAAGAAAUGGCGGAGGCCCCUGAGGGAUCCUCCACUGCUUGGUCUGCCACCCGCAGAAAGAAACGCCGCCGCAAACGCAUGCGAUCUGAUACUCACCUGAGAGAAGACACCAGCUCCUCAUCCGAUGAGCCAGAAAGAGAGAAGGAGUGGGAGAGAGAAAGUGAUCAGGCAGGAAAGGAGAGUCCUGCUCAACACGAGUUUGUCACAGCAUUGCAAGUCAGCAAAUCAGUUUACUAUUCGCUGAGUGAGGAACCAUAUGAGGAGCUGGAGGCCAUACAGACCUGGGAUACUUAUCCACACUCAGGCAGAGAGGGGUCACCCUUGGAAAGCAGUGUGUUUAACAGCCAGCCAUCCUCUCCUAAGAGCGACUCUGAGCUCUUUGUUAAACCCCCAGAGCCCUCUGGCCCUCAGAUGCAGUGGAGCUGGGGAGGUUUUCCUGUGGUGUGUCAAUCAGAGAGGAUGCCGGUGGAGGUACAGUGCAUCUCCCCUUCGGGCAGUUCUCAUUUUCGCACUAUAGAGAGACAGGGCUCCUUUGACAAUGGCUUGGAGCCUGUUAUCAGCUGUGGCAGAUUGGGCAGCGUAACAGUGAUCAAACCCCAACCCAGAACGAACUCCGUAGAGCCAAGUAGCCAUGCCAUGCAAGCCACACCUUUAUCUGAGGAGAAAAGCCUUCACAUUGCCCCUUUCACCCACAGUGACCUCUCCAGGUAUUGUGCAUCACCACUGAAGACUACUGUAGACUCAGUCCAAACACUUGAAACUACAUUUGUUGCAGAGGAGAACAGAGACUCCCCUUCUUAUUCCACUAGUCAAAUUAAUGGCACAGAUUUCCUUGAUGGCAAAGAAAGCACAGUCAGUGUUGCGCAUGUGACUGAGACAAUUAGUAAAAUGAGUGUGGUCAGUGUAACCAAGCCAGGCAACGAACAGAAACGAGAGAGAGAAGACUGCACAGUUACAAUAAGUAGCACAGAAUCUUCAAAUGUCCAACAGCAGGGUGCUUCAUCUGAACACAGCGAACAGGGUCUGAGCAGUAGUCACCCUGUCAGUGAGGGGGACAGUGGGAUAGAUCCCUGUGCUGAGGGAGGGGAAGAGGAUGGCGCACCUGGAGUAAUGGAUGGGUCACGCAGAAGCUCACUAACCAAGACUGCCCCAAAAGCAGAGAUGAGAGAUGCCGGGGCCAGCUGGGCUGCCACAGAGGCUUCAGCAGUCUCCUCUGAGGCAGCCUCCAAAAUGGAAUGUCAGGACAAGAAGAAAGCUAAACGUAAUUACCAUCUAGGGCCAACAGACAUUUACUUGGAUGAUCUGACCUCGCUAGACCCAGAAGCGGCUGCACUCUACUUCCCCAAGAGUGACGCAGACGGAGCGUUUCAGCAUGGAGCAGAGCAGGGCUCCUGCUCAGGAAGCCAGUCACCUCAGUCAGUGGGCAGUGGGGCCAUGGACAGCGGGACAGAGUACCUGUCUGAUUCCGCCUCCUACAAUGUGGAUAUCAGCAUGUCACUCUGUGGACAAGAAGGCGACACGAGUCAAAUCACCCAAAAAAGGUUUAAGGAGCACAUAGUGACAUACCAGGAUUUCACCAACAAUCCAGGAAUCAUUGAGGAUCCUAAUCUAGUCAUCUGCAUCAACUCCAACUAUUACAACUGGGAAGCGGCUGCUCCAAUGGUUUUGUCAAUGACAGCCUUCCAGAAAAACCUGCCCGAGACUAUAAUAGAGCAGCUGGUAAAAAGUAAAAUGCCCAAAAAGUCUGGACCCUGGUGGUUCUGGAGGAGAAGCGACAUGGACAAAAACCAGCAAAAACAAUCAGAGGAGCAAGGGGAGCCACUGGCAAGUGAUUCUUCCACAGUAAAAGCCACACUGGAGGACCCCGACAGUGAUGAGGCAGCAGGGCUCGCCCGAAAAGCCGUCAUUCCUUCAAGCAUAUCCACAGAAACUCUUAGCACCGUUCAGUGUAUCAGCCAGAUGUACCGUAAAUCACUCCGUCUGACCUCUGAACAGAUAGAGCACUUACACUUGCGUGAAGGAGCCAACAACGUGGUGUUCAGUGUGACCACACAAUACCAAGGCACCUGUCGCUGUGAAGCUGCCAUCUAUCUGUGGAACUGGGACGAUCGCGUCAUCAUAUCAGAUAUAGAUGGCACCAUCACAAAGUCGGAUGCUUUGGGUCAAAUUCUACCUCAGUUUGGGAAGGACUGGACACACAAAGGCAUUGCCAAGCUCUACCACAAAAUACACAAAAAUGGCUACAAGUUUCUGUACUGUUCAGCGCGGGCUAUAGGUAUGUCUGCCAUCACUAAGGGCUACCUGCAGCGGGUCAGUGACAAAGGCACGGCCCUUCCUAAAGGCCCUGUAAUCCUCGCUCCCAGCAGCCUCUUUUCAGCACUACACAGAGAGGUUAUUGAAAAGAAGCCAGAGGUGUUUAAAGUUGCUUGUCUCAGUGACAUCAGGGACCUGUUCAGUCCAAGGAGAGAGCCAUUCUACGCAGCCUUCGGCAACAGGACAAAUGAUGUUUAUGCCUAUAAGCAGGUCGGAGUGCCUGACAUCAGGAUAUUUACUGUCAACCCAAAAGGAGUGCUCAUCCAGGAGAAGACUAAGGGAUACAAGUCAUCGUACAGCCACCUCAGUGAGGUGGUAGAGCACUUCUUCCCUGUGCUCUCUGUCAAGGGCAGCGUAUCCUCUAGUUUCCACUGCCCUGAGUACAGUAGUUUCUCCUUCUGGAAGGUACCUCUGCCAGAGCUGGACCUGGAUGCACUGCUGUAGAAACAUACCUCCAUCUAACAAAAUACAUAUACAGAUAUACUCUGCACGGUGUCUCUUCUCUUCAUUCCCAGAAAGGCAUUUGAAUGUAUUUUACUAGCAGGCCUGAAUACUGCUUCUGAUAGACCUGCCAAAAGGCAGAGCCUGUUUUAUGAGCCACUGAAUAAACUGGAACAUAAAGAGACAUCAGUCCCUCCAGACACUGCCUUGGAGAUAGCGCCAAAUAAUAUGCAUGGACUUGCCAUUCAAAAAGCCAAGUUCAUAAACCACUGUGCAGUAUUUAUUCUGUGUUCUUACACUGACCGUGACCUAUUUGGAUGUGAGAAUCCUACAGUGGACAACUGGAUAAAGAUGCCUGUGGACUGUUCCAGUGUUUUGUGUAUACCACUAUUAUAGUCAUUCCAAAAUGUACAUUUAACCCGAGCAUUGGCAUGAUAAUUCUAUCACCCAUUCCAGUUCUAAACAUGACAUGGACCAACAAUAUAUUUGUACAGAAGUAGAAGAACUUUAUUGGAAGCAUGAAGUGCACAUGUGAAAACUUAACUACGGUGUCUUAGCUGCUACUGCCUGCUUCCUGUGACUGGUCUGAAUAUUUGAUCAGCGCACAGCUUUUACCUAAUGACUGUAAAACAGGCACAUGUAGCUACAAAACAAACCUAUUGUCCCUUAUUCAGUGGAGAGAAGAGAUAUUGUAAAUGGUCUUAUACUUACAUAGCACUUUUCUAUGCAAUGAAGCAUACUCGGUGCGCUUACUAUUUAGUCUAUGUUGUUGACAACAGAGACCGGCUAUGGAUUUGAGGGCUGUGAGGGGGAGUGUUUAUAGAUAUAUGUGAGAUAUAUGUGUACCAAGCAAUCAAAUACGAUGUUAGGAUGCAUUUUAAAUGCUUUGGCUUAUUUUAGAGUCUGUUGUAGUGUAAUAGGUAUGAGAUGGUGUUUUCCCUGACAAGUGUUGAGCACUGUUGCUCUGGUCAAGCACGGGUUUGCCUCAGGCAUGAAAAUCUCUUAAAGCUCUGGAUGGGAAGCUAGGUUUUAAGUGUAAUAAUGGUUUAAUCAAAGCUGAAUGUGCAUUAAAAGCUGUUUUUUAGGUAUAACAAUGAUUUUAGUUGACUGUGAGGACUGCAGUGACAAAUUGAUCUGAGCAUAUGAUAAUCAUUGUGAAAUUGCACAAAUCACAUUUCACAUAUUUUACUCUACCAAGCUUAGAAAUGUUUAUACACUACAUGAAUGCAGAGGUGGGUCAGACUGACAGGGAGUUUUUUUCCAGAGAUGGGGUUACUGUAUAUUUAAACUAGUGAUUUAGCCUUCUGCUGCUGUGCCUUUGUACUAUAAGGGCACUAUUGUAUUUGUUUUUGCAUAUUUUUCAUCAGGCAAAUGUGCAGUGAUGCAUUGGAGCCAAGGAUGUUGCUGUUACUUUUUUUUAAAUCAAAUAAAUGGAUUUUAAAUAGG
Messenger RNA from Monopterus albus (swamp eel), 4623 nucleotides. Its product is annotated as phosphatidate phosphatase LPIN2. Gene Ontology annotation, biological process: triglyceride biosynthetic process; cellular response to insulin stimulus; positive regulation of transcription by RNA polymerase II. Bases 91 to 3180 code for a protein of 1029 amino acids. NCBI's taxonomy places the organism in Eukaryota, Metazoa, Chordata, Actinopteri, Synbranchiformes, Synbranchidae. The record is from RefSeq and is a predicted model, not a curated record. Gene Ontology annotation, molecular function: phosphatidate phosphatase activity; transcription coactivator activity. The transcript has 20 exons. Gene Ontology annotation, cellular component: nucleus.